CUCGUUCCCACUCGUCUGUUCCCCCACAUUCACACCUAAAUUCAUUAGGUUGUCUUGCUAGAAUUUCAGUCCUCGGUUGGGCACUGUUUUGGAAACCAUGCCCAACACUUUUAAUAUUGCACCGUACAUUGCAAAGUAUGUGCGGGCAUUACACGCCGACGAAGAUGCUCCGGAGAUCCCAUAUCGACAAACGCAAUUUGGCGUUGUUCUCAUGGUCGACGUCGUUGGUUUUAGCACUUUGACGACACUCGCCACCCAACGAGGCGACUCUGGUGCCGAAGCUAUUGCACUAGAAGUUGGAGGUUAUAUGGGAGAGUGCAUUCGCAUUAUAGAAUUUUACGGUGGUGAUGUGGUCAAGUUCUUGGGUGACGCCGUCUUGGUAAGCUUCCAGCCACACAUGCAAGAUGUAGCCACUCACGCUGCCCCAGACCCUCCAACCGACAAUACCAUACCUGCUGAAUACGAUGCUCGCACCAAAACUAUUCUAGUACGCCGGGCUUUAGAAUGUGGUUUACAGCUACUCACACGGUUAUCGCAUUACCGAGUGUAUCUCACAGCCGAAGAGCGCUCCCGCCAUCGCGACAUUGACGAUGAACUUGAUGUUCGAAUUACAGCCGAUGCCGCUAAUCACUUUUCUACACGCUCUCCCACCGCGAAUGGUAAAGAAGACACUCGUCAACCUUCCAUUUCCAGUCAGUCCAAUUUGGGAAUACCGCUGUUUAACAACUCCUAUCCUGAGGAAACGUCCAUGUCGUUUAGCAUAUGGAAUAUUCUUUCCUUUCUGCGACCCAAGCGCAAAAUGCCGCUUGGAUCACGACGAACCAGUAUAUCUAGCGAUUCCUCCACUCGAGAUUUGAAUUCUGUCGAUCUGGAACUCCAUAUCGCUUUAGCAUGCGGAGAUGUUACGAAUAUUGUGAUUGGCGAUGUUGGACACCAAGAUUCUAUCCAAUAUUCCUCCAGUUUGAGAUCAGCUCGGGCCAGAAAACGAAUAUCACGUCUAGCUCGUAUCGGCGAAGAAGGCUUCGAAUAUGCCGAUAGUGAUCGCAUCGACGCGGAUGAAGAACAAUUGAAAACGCAACGAGAUGGUCGUUUAGAGUACGCUAUUUGCGGAGAAGCGGUUGAAGGCUUGGAUGAAGCCUUAUCGGUAGCAAAGGCAGGUGAAAUGAGCAUUACUCCACAAGCUUGGGAAUUAAUUAAUCCCCAAACCCUGGAUUUGAAUUAUGAAAAGCGACAUGAAUUCAUGAUUGUUCGCCAACCACCGGAAACCGCUAAGAAAUCGUCCACCGGGAAGGCUGCUAACAAAGCCGGUACAGGUGCAUCCACUCUCGCCGAUCGAACAUUAACAUCUAAUAUCACGUCCAAGCUCAACCUAGAACCGCUUAUACCCAAAGUUCGCAACACAUCCUUCUUGGAAAUUUCCACCGAAACCAAUCCCCAUUACUAUAAAUAUCUGAACCGAAGCGCUUUACAUCGGCUGCGACAAAGCGACGAUGGUAACUUCCCUGCUCAAUUCAGAGACGCCACUAUCAUGUUUAUUUCUCUUGGCAAAUUGAAGGUCUGGACGGACGAAGGUAUAGUCCAUGCCCAAACCGCCAUGACACGAGCCAUCAAAUGCUUGGUGAAAUAUGAAGGAAUGCUGCAGCAGUUUGCAGUGGAUGACAAAGGUGCUACCAUUCUGGCAGUGUUCGGUCUCCCUCCUCUGUCUCAUGAACGUGAAGCGGUGUUUGCUGCAAAAGCUGCGGUUGAGUUAAGAGAAGAAUAUUUGGAUGCCGGUUUCUCGGAAUUCGCCAUUUCUUUAUCCACUGGACUCAUCUUCAACGCUGUCUUACCUCAAGGAAAUCCCUUCCGCCGCGAUCCCGGUAUAUCCGGUGACACCAUUGUCAUGGCGGUCCGAAUGUUGAAAUUUGACUUUUCGUCACAACAUGUUGUUUGCGAUGCUCAAACGAAGCAACAAAUUGGAGGUCUCUGCGAGUUUGAAGAUAUGGGUGAAAACUAUGUCAAGGGCAAGGCCAAACCCAUUCAGAUCUAUAGAAUCAUGCGUUUUGGAGAUGAAAAGAACAAACGGAUCACAGCACAAAGCAUUGAGAAGUCAAGCGAUUUCAUUGGAUACAAGCAAGAAUUAGCCAAGGCAACCCAGUUUAUAGAUGAAUGGAAUGUAGCUAAGAAUCAGCAUGUUUUGAUUGUCACUGGUCCGUCUGGAGUGGGUAAAAGUUACUUUUGCCAAGCCAUUCAUAAGCUUGUGAUCGGCUACGGAGUACACACAUGGUAAGCUCUCUAUAUUCGAAUGUCCCAAAAAACAGCCCGAUGGAUAGGUUAUUAACUGGGAUUUCUUUUUUCUUUUCGCUCCCUUUUAGCUGGUCCACUGCAACCGAAGGUAAGAACCAACAUAAGUUUUAG
Messenger RNA from Umbelopsis ramanniana AG, 2397 nucleotides. RefSeq lists its product as uncharacterized. NCBI's taxonomy places the organism in Eukaryota, Fungi, Mucoromycota, Umbelopsidomycetes, Umbelopsidales, Umbelopsidaceae. The coding region runs from base 98 to 2269 and encodes 723 amino acids. The record is from RefSeq and is a predicted model, not a curated record. Gene Ontology annotation, cellular component: cytoplasm. Gene Ontology annotation, biological process: intracellular signal transduction; cyclic nucleotide biosynthetic process. Gene Ontology annotation, molecular function: adenylate cyclase activity. The transcript is spliced from 8 exons.